CAUACUUAUACCCAUUUCUUUGCUUAAUUUAAUUUCACUAUUUAUCACUUUAUGCUACAUUUACCAUCAGUUAUUUGUAUUAGAGUUCUUGAUAUAACUAACUGUUUUUCAGCAACCCAUUUUAAUAGCUUUUGAGUUUAUGAUGCUUCUUUGAAUGGUUUUGUAUUUGGAAUUGUUCUUGUUUUUAUUUUUUGAUUAGGCUUUUCAUUUCAGAACUUUUAUUACAGAAAAUUUGUCUGUAUUUCACUAGUUUCUUUUACUGAGUGUUGUUUUGUAUCUAAGACAGCAUUGUAGAGUGGGAGUGCAAGUUUCUGAGGUUGCUUAUUUUUUCUGCAUUUUUUUGGCUGACUUUCAGUGAUUUCUCAAUCUUCUGUUUGUUGUAAGUGCAGUUGCUAAAAAUAGAUUACUCUGUUCACCAACCAGAAUGUGUUGUUGUAUGGCAAGUUUGUCUCUGACUUUAUUUUGGGACAUUAGUGCUAUUGAGGGGGGAUGUAGAAACUCUUAUUGAACCACACACACCUUGUUCUAUGUUUUCUUCUCUUGGCGUUCGCCUUUUCUUGUUGUUUAAUUAUCGGUUUCAUCUUUCAUAUGCUGGGAUGUUAAUUGUAUGCCAUGUACAUACCGAAGCUGCCGAAGCUGCUAAAUGUUCAUUGGAUCUUUUUGUACAUUUUAGAUAGAUAAAGUUUUAGGUACUUUACGAGACAAUGAAGCUGCUAGAUGUUUGACUUUCUAGGUGCUAUCAAUCUUGUAGGUCAUGUAUAGAGGUGACCAACCAUCAUGGCACAAAGUUAAAAAUUGAGAUAGCAUGCUUCUGGAGUAUUCAUGACCUCGUUGCUAUACCUAUUUACAAAUUUUGAGGGUUUUAAAUAUGAUCAUUUUUCUACUUCAUCUAAUACUCAAUUGUUUGGAGAAACAUUUUAUGGAAAUGUUCAUGUGCUCAAAGCUUCAAACCAUAAUAUGUGUUCUCUACUUUUGACUGGUUUCAUUUUUAUGCUUCUAGUUCUCAUAUUUGCCCUUUCUUUCUGCAGAAUUCUAUGGCAAAAGAAAUUCAUGCUAAUAUUUCUACUUCCAAUGUUGAAUUUUCAUUCGUCCCACCUCUCAGUCAUAGUUAGCUCCUGAGUUGAAGUUGCGGGACAAAAAUUAAACAGCACCCCAAAUAUGGAACAAUCUUCACAACCAUCUCAACCUGUGAUGGGAGUGGCGACGGACGCUGCCCAUGUUGCCUACGCCACCCCGACCUACCAACCUGCUGCGGUGGUGACUGGAGCUCCGGCGGUGAUUGGAACCUUAGCCCCUGCCUCCCAGCCCCACACAUCUUACCCUCCUAACCCUAACGCUAGCCAGCAUCAGCUCGCCUACCAACAAGUUCAGCAGUUCCACCACCAGCAACAGCAGCAGCAGCAGCAACAACUGCAAACCUUCUGGGCGAAUCAAAUGCUAGAGAUCGAGCAAACCACUGAUUUCAAGAACCACAGUCUUCCUCUCGCACGGAUCAAGAAGAUCAUGAAGGCUGAUGAGGACGUCCGCAUGAUCUCCGCUGAGGCACCUGUGAUCUUCGCCAAGGCGUGCGAGAUGUUCAUUUUGGAACUAACCCUAAGAUCGUGGAUCCAUACUGAGGAGAACAAGAGGCGCACGUUGCAGAAGAACGAUAUUGCGGCGGCGAUCACGAGGACUGACAUAUUUGAUUUCUUGGUGGAUAUAGUUCCGAGGGAUGAGCUGAAGGAUGAGGGGUUAGGGAUCCCAAGGGGUGCUGCCCUGGGGGCCAUUGGGGCAGGUGGUGCUCCGACUGAGUCGAUCCCUUAUUACUACGUCCCAGCACCACCAGUGGCGGCGCCAGGGAUGAUUGUUGGGGGGGCAGUGGAUCCGGCGGCAGCGGCGGCGGCAAUGUAUGUGUCGCAGCAGCCACGCCCAGUGGCUUUUGUGUGGCAGCAACCGCAGACGCAGCAGCAGCAACAGCAACAGCAGCAGCAAAUGAAUGAUAGCACGCAAGACGGAUGAGAGGAUAGAUAGUAGGAGCGACUGCGUACGGUGGAUUAGUUUGUGUAACAGCUUUACUGUGUUUGAAUUGUACAAGCAGUUCCGUUGGUUUGUGAUAGCUCAGUAGUCUGACUUUGACCUCGUGGCAGUUGACUUAAAGGCUAGACGGCGCAGCUGUGUAAAGAGGUGCUUAAUGAUAGAGUAGAUGAAACUUUACUUACUCUUUUCUUCCCCUUUUAGAAAUCAGGUAUCUUGAGACACAUUUCACAUUUGUGAGACAUAGAUGUCGAUGUCUGGAGAAAACUACUGUUGAUUAACCAUGUGAGUUGGGGUGCUUGAGCACUCUCAUAUAUUUAUGUGUUUCUUCUUAGUUGUUUCUUA
Ananas comosus (pineapple) is the source of this 2358-nucleotide messenger RNA. RefSeq names its product nuclear transcription factor Y subunit C-4-like. Gene Ontology annotation, molecular function: DNA binding; DNA-binding transcription activator activity, RNA polymerase II-specific; protein heterodimerization activity. The transcript has 2 exons. Gene Ontology annotation, cellular component: nucleus. Gene Ontology annotation, biological process: regulation of DNA-templated transcription. The record is from RefSeq and is a predicted model, not a curated record. Lineage: Eukaryota; Viridiplantae; Streptophyta; Magnoliopsida; Poales; Bromeliaceae. Bases 1159 to 1998 code for a protein of 279 amino acids.